This is a messenger RNA of Exophiala aquamarina CBS 119918, 1851 nucleotides long. RefSeq lists its product as uncharacterized. Bases 1 to 1851 code for a protein of 616 amino acids. The transcript has a single exon. Lineage: Eukaryota; Fungi; Ascomycota; Eurotiomycetes; Chaetothyriales; Herpotrichiellaceae. Gene Ontology annotation, molecular function: DNA binding; zinc ion binding; DNA-binding transcription factor activity, RNA polymerase II-specific. Gene Ontology annotation, biological process: DNA-templated transcription; regulation of DNA-templated transcription. The record is from RefSeq and is a predicted model, not a curated record.
AUGACCACCGCUCCAGUCAAGAAGGCUUGCGACGCCUGCCAUCGGCGCAAGGUCAGAUGUUCGGGCAGCUUACCAUGCAAUAAUUGUGGCCAGUCCGGCCUGCAAUGUACCUAUUUAUCCAUCCCACAGAAGAAGGGUCCAAAGGGCUCGAGAGCCAAAGUCAUUUCUGAAAUUCGAGACACCCAGCAGCAAUCAACACCUCCCGAGCCAAGGCCAGCACACUCGAACGAACCAGGCUCUUUUGAUUUCAGUAGUCCGCCAGUAUCGCCAUCCUAUUCGUACACCCGCAAUACAGCACUUCUUUCCCAGCAGACCAUCGAAAACUGCCUGGACUUCUACUUUACCAACAUGUCCACUACUGCUUGGAUACUGAACCAACAGCGCCUGAGAGACUUGAUCAAAUCCCAGCUGGCAUCAGACGUUGAAGUCUACUGUCUCACGGCCUCUCUCUGCGCAUUUGUCAUGGUCCAGCCAGGAAUGAAUUUGGCUGUGGCGCCUGGGAGCCACUACGAAGGUGAUCCUCCGCAGAAUAGAUAUGGCUACGCCAAUAUGCUUUUGGAUGAUACCCUCCGUGUUAGAAAGUGUAUCAACUAUGUCGAGGCUCCAACUCUCAGCUCGGUGCAGGUCUCCUUUUUCCUCUUUAGCUGUUAUUUCACCCUAGAAAAACAAAAUAUAUGUUGGUUCCAUCUCCGAGAGGCCGCAACAUUAGCUCAACUUCUCUCGUUGCAUGAAGAGUCUUCCUAUCUGGUCGGAGACACUCUUGACAACACGUACAAGAGACGCAUUUACUGGUUGCUCCUUGUAACUGAAAGGGCUUAUGCUAUGGAACGCCAUCGACCCCUAAGCCUCCAUCCCUCAAUCGAGUUACCUGCCCCAACGGGUCCCGAGGAGGAAGAUGUCAUCACAGGAACGAUCUACCUGAUCAGUCUGUUUCGAUGCAUUGACGAUGAAUUUAUGGCGCUCUGGAACAAGGUUAAGACUGAGUGUUCGACUACUUGGCUGUCUCAGCUUCAGCAACAGCUGACCGAUGCAUUGCCGCCAGUACUGGCAACGACUGAAAGCCAGAUCGCUGAUGUUCGAAUCACGUUGCAUUGGCUUAGAAUCAUGGUAUGGCAGCUUUCCAUCACGAAUGGUUGCCUGUCCUCGAGCUCGAGUAACACUUCGAUGACCUUUAAGUAUCCGAUAGAGGUCGCGAGAGAUCUGUUGCAAGACAUUACCGGCCUUUCACUCCAUGCGAUGGAGGUCCACGGCGUGGGCUUAAUCGAGAAGCUUUUUGAUGUGGCGUGCACACUCACGGAUGUCAUCGCCUGCGUCCCUUUGGAAUCCGCCAGCGCGCCGAACUACCAGACGCCAACAGACUAUCUAAAUCAGUUCUUGACUCUGAUUUCUCAACUGAGGGGAGGAGCGUCGCGGUACCUGCCACUUCUUUUGGCCAAAGUCUCCGAACAUCUUCCAAGUAUGGCUCCUCCACUAAAUCCAAUCCCGAUCACGAUCAAGCAAGGCUACGCAGGAGCAAGUGACAAUAUUCCCACCCCGACGCCACCGGAAGGCACACAAAUCCACUUUUUUGAGGGCAAGGCUUCCCGUGGAACGAACUUGAGUGGACCCUGUACAGAAUGGCAGGCACAGGUAGGCCAACCUCGACAGCCCGGCCUGAGCGAGAGGGGAUUGAUGUUUAGCGACUAUAGUCCAAGUGUCCAAGACAGUGACGUCGCUAUGACCCCUUCAUCUCUGGGGACACCGCCGGCCUCGUUCCUCGUAAAACACGCCGCACAACCCAUCUUGGCACCUGUUCCAAGAAGUAUACCGACCGGAGGAGGUGCGCUCAAGUUCGAGGGCUAUUCGGCUUGA